Messenger RNA from Cladophialophora immunda, 1932 nucleotides. RefSeq lists its product as hypothetical. The record is from RefSeq and is a predicted model, not a curated record. Gene Ontology annotation, molecular function: ribonuclease MRP activity; ribonuclease P activity. Gene Ontology annotation, biological process: tRNA 5'-leader removal; endonucleolytic cleavage in ITS1 to separate SSU-rRNA from 5.8S rRNA and LSU-rRNA from tricistronic rRNA transcript (SSU-rRNA, 5.8S rRNA, LSU-rRNA); tRNA 3'-end processing. The coding region runs from base 33 to 1007 and encodes 324 amino acids. The transcript is spliced from 5 exons. Gene Ontology annotation, cellular component: multimeric ribonuclease P complex; ribonuclease MRP complex. Lineage: Eukaryota; Fungi; Ascomycota; Eurotiomycetes; Chaetothyriales; Herpotrichiellaceae.
CUUGGCUUCCAAGUCAGCCGCCCAUUAGCAACAUGCCGCCCCUAUUUCCUCAAGCCCCCUCAUCAGCCUCAAAGAUCAACGUUGCCUCAGGUCAACUUCCAUCGUACGUUACUGCCUCGCAGGCUCCUACCAAAAAACCUCCGUGGCGCACUAUCCGUCAACAUGAAUAUGACAAAUACGUGGCGGUCAUUCUGCCCGAUGGGCUUUACCAUCUCAUUUGGGAGAAAGUGAACGCAAGCAUCGGGCCUGUAAAAUAUGCAAAGGUCAUUAUGAAGCUAGAAGAUGUACUCAAUGGAGAAUUCUUCACAGUGUAUGUAAAAACAGGAAACAUCCUGAUGCUUUCAGAAGGUGAAUCAGGUGUUGACAACGUCUUUUCAUUGAAGGAAGGAGUCCUGAGACUGGAGCUAUCGAAAGAUUCAUACGAACGAGCUGGCCUGCAAGGCACCCCGAUACCUUCUGGUGGUAGCAAACAUGUCAAGUUGAGAUACCUCGUAGAGAUCAAUCUACGUCUCCCUUCAAUGUUACACAGCAAAAAGGGCUUCGAGCGGCUUAUCUGGGCUGCAAAGAAUGUUCUAAACCAAAGUCUUAAUUGGCUCUUCCUAGAUCUCAAUAGCAAUAUUGAAGAUGUCUCAGACCAGAACACACAGCCUUUGAGCAACCACCAUCCCACAAUCCACACGUUGACGCCGUUCACACAGUCUCUGACAAACACCUUGACUCCUCGUACAAUGGCUGCAGUAUCUGACGGGAUCUCCCUUCUGUCCGCAGAGGCGCAUGAGUCUUUGUAUGAUAUAUUGGAAUAUGUCGACAUGCUCUCACUGGCUUCACCUCGUGUACAAGCCACGGACCAGACUCACUCUUUUCUCAGCCGAUAUGAGGUGCCUGACCUCUCAGAUGAGGCCGACCCGAACGACCCCCACACGUCAGGACAACCCGUAAGGGUACUUACCUGGUCUGGGUUGAUACCAUCUCGAUGGAUAUUGGAGUUAUUGUGCGCCGUCAUGUAAGUUGGUCGUCUCCAUUUGAGCGCAGGAAAGAAAGUAUCGGGUGCAAUCGACAAUACCCCAGCCCCAUUUUGACGCUUGUCCCUGCUGCGCUCAUUGCUGAGAUGGAUCUGAACAGAAGAUACUCCCGAGCCGAAGGCUUCGAAGCACUACCGAGACGACAACAAUGGUUCGCAAUCAGUGUCUCUUCCCACAAGACGCAAGCAGUCAACCAAGUUGAUGGUUAUACGAUCUUACUCCAGCCGGCCCGCAACGCUGAACAGCCUCGAAUUCUUCAUCCAGAAAGCCAAACAGCAGAGAUGGACCUGGGGGAGGGGAUACAACAACCUCCACGCCAAGAGCAGGGCGACGACGUGAAUAUGACGCAAGCACCGACACUCGACAAACCCCAGCAGACUCGGGAGCCCGCUUCCUUAAGAGCGGGAUUUCAAUGCCAUCUCUGUGCGGAAUACAUUGGCAGUUUGACAUAGCCAAGCAACCCGAGUGUAAUUGAGCAGUUGAAAUUCGUGGAGACAUGAAUAUCAUGAACUAUGGUCUAUUUGAUUUGAGCAUCAACAAUGCGGUCAACCGCACCGGCUGUGUCCCUUAAUGAAUGUGCCAGAUGGAAGCGACACUUUUGGGCUUGUUGUCUACCGCAAGUCGAUACACAUUCCAAGUGUACAGGUUCCUGGUAGGUUUAGUAAGAGAACCUGAAGGCAGGGUGAUCGUCACCCAGAUUAUUGAGCUCGGCCUCUGGGAGAUUGUACCGAUAGUCCCUCAGACCCUUCUCCCGCAGCAUGUUCUCUCGUCUGAGAUACCACAAGAGAAUGCACGAAGCCAGUGCUCCGGCAGAGAGAAGCCCCACGCCCGUUCCGAAACCAACUGGAUAUGUUGGAGCUUGCGACUUGAGAUAUAUGUUGCUCCCGACGAUGCCACCAAUGUUUCCGAU